AUGAUUUAUCAUUUACUGAUUUUAAAAUGGGCAUGUAUGAGCAUAGUGAACUCUCUUCCAAUGGAUGUAACGGAUACAGGUAUCGACAUUAUAUCCAAUAUCAAUGACGGUGAAUUAAAAUAUAAUGGAGAAUUAUUUAGAGUUACACAGGAGACGAAAAAUAUUAAAAUAAAAGAAGAGUUUAAUGAAGAGGAUAAUGAAAAUAAGGAUUUACAGAGAAAUAGUGAAGGUUACAAAAUGAUACCAAAUUUAACAGAAGCUGAAAAGGAGAGGAAAAGAGUAGCUUCUCAACAACUCAAAAUAAGUGAAAACAAACCAGAAAUCCCAGAUGUAACGGAAAAGAAAAAAAGGUCACAAACGAAGGAAGCAAAGAAUCGACUGACGAACAAACAUGGAAUUAAGGAAGACAAACAAGAAAACAAUAAAACAAAAGAAAGAAAAAAGAAGAACAACAACAAAAAGGAAAGAGAAAAGAAGUUCGAACUAGGAAAAACAAAAACAGAAGAAACUAGGAAAAGAAAAGAAAAACAAAAUAACCAAGAGAGGAGAGAAAAAACAACGAAAACAAAGAAAAGCACAGAUGUGCCAGAGCAAAACGAAAACGAAAAUAACAAAACGAUAAAUAAAAUAAAAAGAGCAAUGAUAAAAAAAGAACAAGAUAAAACAAUCGAAGAGGACGGUGAAAAAAAAGAAUUUAAACAAAAUAUAAAUCAAUUACAGAUGGUAAACAAUAAAGCUAAAAAUGAGGACAAAGAGAAGAAUACAAUUGAAAAGAUAAACAAAAACAUAAAUAAGAAAGAAAACGGAGAGACUGAAGAAAAUGUAUCACAAACCAGUGAACAAGGUCAGAAAAAUUUUGAUGGACACAGCACUGUUAGUGACAGUGGAGAAGUGGAUGAGCGUUGGAGUGUGGAUAAUAAUGUGACGAGUGUGACGAAGGAGGAUAAAUCACGUGAAGGCGAGAGAUGGUCGGUCGCAUUGAACAUGGACGGUGAGACUGUGACACAGGUAGUUGGUGAGGACAAGAUGGUAUCAGUUAGUGAGUACGAAUUUGUGGACAACGAACUACAGGGUGCAUCACGAGCACCCGAUGAAGGUUGGGAGUCACAAAUCGAUGCGACGCCUGAGCCGAUCGACCAGACCAACUUGGAUGUGGAAAUCAACACGGUUCCGAUGCUGUCAUUGACUGAGGACAGACUGCAGUCGGGUUCUGUGUCGGAUGCUGUACAGUCAGUGGGCCCACAUGAGGAGACAGGUUCACACGGAAACAACUCUGUCGGUACGGAUGACAACAAGGAGGGUGAGGAAAAUGUGUCACAAUCCGGUCGAACGAGUCAUGUAGAUUUUGGUGGACACAGCACUGUUAGUGACAGUGGAGAAGUGGAUGAGCGUUGGAGUGUGGAUAAUAAUGUGACGAGUGUGACGAAGGAGGAUAAAUCACGUGAAGGCGAGAGAUGGUCGGUCGCAUUGAACAUGGACGGUGAGACUGUGACACAGGUAGUUGGUGAGGACAAGAUGGUAUCAGUUAGUGAGUACGAAUUUGUGGACAACGAACUACAGGGUGCAUCACGAGCACCCGAUGAAGGUUGGGAGUCACAAAUCGAUGCGACGCCUGAGCCGAUCGACCAGACCAACUUGGAUGUGGAAAUCAACACGGUUCCGAUGCUGUCAUUGACUGAGGACAGACUGCAGUCGGGUUCUGUGUCGGAUGCUGUACAGUCAGUGGGCCCACAUGAGGAGACAGGUUCACACGGAAACAACUCUGUCGGUACGGAUGACAACAAGGAGGGUGAGGAAAAUGUGUCACAAUCCGGUCCUUUGGAUUUUGGUGUUUUUAUUUAG
Molecule: messenger RNA, 1842 nt
Organism: Schistosoma bovis
Lineage: Eukaryota; Metazoa; Platyhelminthes; Trematoda; Strigeidida; Schistosomatidae
Source: the annotation of a GenBank genome assembly